AUGACCACUCGACGUGGAUUAUUUAUUGUCGUCGAAGGAUGCGAUCGGGCAGGGAAAUCAACUCAAUGUGAACGGUUAGUUCAACGAAUGCGCGGUGAACAGCUCGGGACCGAACUACUUAAAUUCCCAGAUCGUACAACGCAGACGGGACAAAUGAUUGACGGCUAUCUAAAACAAACACAGCAUUUGGACGACCAUGCUAUUCAUCUUUUAUUUUCAGCCAACCGAUGGGAAGCCAUUGAUACCAUGACCUCUCUGUUAAAUUCGGGUACUAAUCUUGUAGUGGAUCGUUAUGCUUUUUCAGGUGUUGCUUUCUCUGCAGCCAAGGGACUGAGUCUUGAUUGGUGCAAACAACCGGAUGUGGGUUUGCUGACACCGGAUGUUGUACUAUUCCUUGACCUUCCUAUUGAAGAAGCCGAACGACGCGGCGGUUUUGGUGAUGAACGUUAUGAAAAGCGAGAAUUGCAGAUCAUUGUGCGUCAAAAAUUUGGCCAACUGAUGGAGAGUUCAUGGAAGGUCAUUGAUGCUUCAGAGUCCAUGGAUAAAGUGCAUGAAGCCAUGUGGGAUGCUAUUCAAUCCAAAAUGCAGGCUAGCACCUUGGAAGAUUUGCGGUUCGACCUGUGGAAAGCAUGA
This is a messenger RNA of Radiomyces spectabilis, 633 nucleotides long. Its product is annotated as thymidylate kinase-domain-containing protein. NCBI's taxonomy places the organism in Eukaryota, Fungi, Mucoromycota, Mucoromycetes, Mucorales, Radiomycetaceae. The coding region runs from base 1 to 633 and encodes 210 amino acids. Gene Ontology annotation, molecular function: ATP binding; dTMP kinase activity. Gene Ontology annotation, biological process: dTTP biosynthetic process; dTDP biosynthetic process; dUDP biosynthetic process. Gene Ontology annotation, cellular component: mitochondrion; nucleus; cytosol. The record is from RefSeq and is a predicted model, not a curated record. The transcript has 5 exons.